AUGGCGUCCAACAACUUCCUUCUCAACGUCGUGGCCACCGUCACCACCACCCUUUCCACCGGCGACCUCGUCUCCGACAUGAAGCACCGCAUCUUCCCACUCCCCCUCCACCCGUUGCUCAACAAAGAAACUGCCCUGCCUCAUGUGCGAAACGUUUCGGACGCCAUCUCCAUUCCCCUGCACCCUUCCGUCCUGGAAAAAGUCGUGGACUCUGCUCGCCACGUGAAGAGUGUGGUAGUUGAAGAGCAGGGGAAGAUGUGCGCCAUCUGUUUGGAGAGGUUUGAGGUGUCCGGUGAAGCGAUUCGCCUGCGGUGUGGUCAUCUUUAUCAUCGUGAUUGCAUUGGGAAUUGGCUGCAGAAGGGGAAAAGGCAAUGUCCUGUUUGCAGAUCCCAGAUUCCCUAG
This is a messenger RNA of Linum tenue, 402 nucleotides long. Lineage: Eukaryota; Viridiplantae; Streptophyta; Magnoliopsida; Malpighiales; Linaceae. The record is from the annotation of a GenBank genome assembly.